AUGGUGGUCAUCGUCUCCAGCACGCUGGCCAAUUUCCUGUCCGGGAGCCAGCGGAUGCCCUUCCUGGGCUGCGCCCUGCAAAUGCACCUCUUCAGCGCCCUGGGCAGAGCAGCGUGCUUCCUCGUGGCUGCGAUGGCCUACGACCGCUUUGUGGCCAUCUGCAAGCCGCUGCAUUACACACUCGUCGUCGCCAGGCCCCUGUGUCUGCAGAUGCUGGCUCUGGCGUGAGUCAGCGGAUUCGCGCUCUCCUUCACCCUCACCACACCGACAUCCCUCUUACCCUUCGGUCAGUCUCACGAGGUCCAUCAUUUCUUUUGUGACAUCUCCGCUGCGCUGCUCCUGGCCGGACACACGCGGGCCAGUGAGGUCGCAGUCUCCUGCGGGUUCAUGAUCGCUGCCACCCUCAGAAUCCACUCGGCUGAGGGUGGGAGCAAGGCCUUCUCCGCCUGUGCUGGGCGCCCGCUGGGCUCCCUUCUGCACUACGGCUGCACAAUAUUCAUCGACAUUCGCCCCGCGUCGUGCUACGCCCCAGAACAGGACCAAAUUGUGUCCUUCAUCUACGCCGAUGUCACUCCCACGCUCUACCCUAUGAUCUACAGUCUGAGGAACAGGGAAGUCAAGGGGGCCCGCAAGAGCCUCCUGGAGAGCCACAGGCAGACGAGGCUGGCGGUCCAGUGCAAGGGGAGGGGGAAGAGGGGGUCCACGAGCAAGAGCCCAGUGGGUCAUGUCAGCGCAGCCCUCGCAGCUCCGCGCCCCCUCCCGAGGGCUGCGCUGCGGGGCUGCGGGCGCCUGGACCUUCCCGCCCCCUUUCCCGCCGUCACGGGUGGAACAAACCCUGACGCUUUCCGAGACGGAGCAGCUCUGGGGGGUCAGUGA
Messenger RNA from Kogia breviceps (pygmy sperm whale), 876 nucleotides. RefSeq names its product olfactory receptor 10W1-like. Gene Ontology annotation, cellular component: plasma membrane. The record is from RefSeq and is a predicted model, not a curated record. Gene Ontology annotation, biological process: detection of chemical stimulus involved in sensory perception of smell; G protein-coupled receptor signaling pathway. NCBI's taxonomy places the organism in Eukaryota, Metazoa, Chordata, Mammalia, Artiodactyla, Physeteridae. Gene Ontology annotation, molecular function: olfactory receptor activity; G protein-coupled receptor activity.